AUUUUUUAAAAGCAUUAGUUCCGGGAGUCAUGACCCGAGCCCUUGCUCCGUACUUCCGGUGGAGUUGAAGCCGCGAGGUGGUGGCGCCGGCUCCGUGGAGUGAGGUGGGGGAAGAUGAGGAAAGUCUGUAAAUGGAAAGAGAGCAAACCUACCUUCAAGAGUAGGUAAUUGGCAGCAAUGGAUGAACAAGCACUUUUGGGUUUGAACCCAAAUGCAGAUGCCAGUUUCAGACAGAGGGCAUUGGCAUAUUUUGAACAGCUGAAGGUCUCUCAGAAUGGAUGGCAAGUGUGUGCUGAAGCUUUAGCACGGGGGGUAUACAGUGAUGACCAUGUAAAGUUUUUUUGUAUUCAAGUAUUGGAACAUCAAAUUAAAUUCAGGUAUGCUACUCUGACUGGGGCACAACAUCAACUUAUUAGACAGACCAUGAUGACUUGGCUUCAGGCUCAAACAGUGAGUCCACACCCAGAGAAGACUUUUAUCCGCAACAAAGCGGCUCAGGUCUUUGCUAUGCUUUUUCUAGCGGAGUAUCUUACCGAGUGGCCCAAGUUCUUCUUUGACAUUCUCUCAGUUGUUGGCCUUAAUCCACGAGGAGUUGAUCUCUAUUUGCGAAUCCUUAUGGCUAUUGAUGCAGAAGUAGUAGAUCGGGACAUUGCUCACACAGCAGAGGUAAGAACGGAGUGUAGACGAAAUACUUUAAUAAAGGAUGCAAUGAGGGAACAAUGUAUACCAAAUCUUGUGGAAUCCUGGUACCAGAUCCUGCACACCUAUCAGGAAACCAACUCUGAACUAACAUGCCAGUGCCUUGAGGUUGUUGGAGCUUUUGUAUCCUGGAUUGACUUGAAUCUGAUAGCAAAUGACAGGUUUGUGAAUUUGUUGCUCAGUCACAUGUCAGUGGAAGUCCUCCGUGAGGAAGCCUGUGACUGUCUGUUUGAAAUAGUAAAUAAAGGCAUGGAUCCUAUUGAUAAGACUAAACUUGUAGAAUCGCUUUGUCAGGUGCUCCUGGCUUCUGGCUUCUUCAACACUGAGCAGGAAGAUGAUGUUGACUUCCUGGCAAGGUUUUCCAAGCUGGUUAAUGGGAUGGGCCAGGCUUUGAUAACAAGUUGGAGUAAGCUUGUAAAAGCAGGGGAUGUGAAGAACAGCCAAGUGACUCUUCAGGCUGUGGAGGCAAAAGUGCCUCUUCUGCUUAAGCUGCUUGUGCAUGAAGAUGAUGAUAUUUCUUCUAAUAUAAUCGGUUUCUGCUAUGACUACCUUCAUAUGCUCAAACAACUUCCUGCACUGACUGAACAGCAAAAGGCUAAUAUUGAGGCAAUUAUGCAUGCAGUUAUAAAGAAAUUAACUUAUGAUGAAGAAUUCAAUUUUGAAAAUGAGGGUGAAGAUGAAGCCAUGUUCCUUGAAUACAGAAAACAUUUGAAGUUGCUGUUGGACAGAUUGGCACAAGUUUCACCUGAGUUACUUUUAGCUGCUGUCCAAAGGGUCUUCAACGCAACGCUGGAGAACUGGCAAAAUACAAGGUUCAUGGAAGUGGAAGUGGCUCUGAGGCUGCUAUUCAUGUUGGGAGAGGCAAUCCCAGCGUCCCAUGGUGCACAUUUCUCUGGAGACAGUGCAAAAGCCAGUGUCUUGCAGGAGAUGAUGCACACAUUGGUGACAUCUGGAGUGAGUCAGUACCAGCAUACAUCGGUUACUUUGGAGUUUUUUGAAAUAGUAGUUCGCUAUGAGAAGUUUUUUGCUGUAGAACCACAGCACAUUCCUACUGUUCUGAUGGCGUUUUUAGAUCAUAGAGGACUACGUAAUAGUAGCCCUAAGGUGCGAAGUAGAACAGCAUACCUGCUCUCAAGAUUUAUUAAGUCUUUAAGUAAACAUAUGAAUCUGUACAUAGAAGAUAUUUUGAACAGAAUACAGGAUCUACUGGUCCUCUCUCCUUCAGAGAACGGUUUCCAGACUCUCUUAAGCAGCGACGAUCAGCUGUUUAUUUAUGAAACAGCCGGGGUAUUAAUUGUGAAUAGUGAAUACCCAGCAGAGAGGAAACAGGCUUUGAUGAGGGACUUGCUCACACCACUAAUGGAGAAAUUCAAAGUGUUUUUGGAGAAACUUCUAACGGAGCAGGAUGGGGAGAGGCAAGCUGCAUUGGCAGACUGCUUAAACCACGCAGUGGGUUUUGCAAGCCGGACCAGUAAGGCCUUCAGCAACAAGCAGACAGUGAAGCAGUGUGGCUGCUCUGAAGUGUACAGAGACUGCCUGCAAACAUUCCUGCCAGCUCUAAGUUGCGCCUUGCAGAAGGAAAUUCUGCGAAGUGGUGUUCGGACGUUUCUUCACAGAAUGAUCAUUUGCUUAGAGGAAGAAGUUCUUCCAUUCAUUCCUACUGCCUCAGAGCACAUGCUUAAGGACUGUGAGGCAAAGGACCUACAGGAAUUUAUUCCUCUUAUUAAUCAAAUCACAGCAAAAUUUAAGACACAGAUUUCACCAUUUUUGCAACAAAUAUUUAUGCCUUUGGUUCAAGCUAUAUUUGAAGUAUUAUCACGGCCGGCAGAAGAAAAUGACCAAACUGCUGCGCUUGAAAACCAGAUGCUCCGCAGAAGUUAUUUUGCAUUUCUACAAACUGUUACAGGAAGUGGAAUGAGUGAGGUCAUUGCCAAUCAAGGUGUACAGAAUGUCGAACAUGUCCUGUUUACAGUCAUUCAAGGAGCAGUAGAAUUUCCAGAUCCAAUUGCUCAAAAAACUUGUUUUAUCAUACUUUCGAAACUGGUUGAACUUUGGGGGGGUAAAGAUGGCCUCCUAGGAUUCGAAGACUUCAUCUACAAGCAUAUUGUCCCAGCUUGCUUCCUGGCACCACUUAAACCAACCUUUGAUUUAGCUGACGCUCAAACAGUCUUGGCUUUAUCAGAAUGUGCGGUAACAUUGAAAACUAUUCAUCUCAAAAGGGGACCUGAAUUCAUCCAGUAUCUUCAGCAAGAAUACCUGCAGUCAUUGCAGGUAGCCCCAGAAAUAAUACAAGAAUUCUGUCAGGCGCUUCAGCAAGCUGAUGGAAAAAUCUUUAAAAAUUAUCUAAAGGUAUUCUUUCAGCGAGCAAAACCUUGAGAAUGAACCUAAAGACCUGUUCUUCCUGGCAUUUCAAGAAUCUACAUUUUAGUUUCAUUUUAUGCAGAUUGCCUUUGCCUUUGGUAAGGUUGAAAAACCUUGAACAGCUCCCAAAGAGGCUUUCUGUAUUUUUGUGUAGGUUGCCUAUUUUAGCUCAUUUUUAUUUAAGUUACAUUGAAGUAAUUUGUUAAUUGAUUACUUUUAUUUUGUCUUAUUAGACUGUUUAUUGAGGAGGUGUCAGCACUCAUUACUGUAUAAUAAAUUUUGAAUUAUGUGCUGUGAUAUGAAUACAGCAUUUAAAUGCCAUUUUAUCUUAACCUUUUUGGAGAAAAGUAUUCAAAUGAGCAGAGUUCACUGUAAAAUAUGGAAUUUUUCUUGUUAAUAGUGGUUGGCCAUCACAUUAUAUGUAAAUUUUUAUGGCUUGAUGAAAGAACAUUGUCCUAGAUGUCUAAUAAGCUAAACAUGAAUUUCAGUCCCAGGCAUAUAAUGAACUAAAAUAAAUUUCAGUCAGAUGUCUU
This is a messenger RNA of Rhincodon typus (whale shark), 3593 nucleotides long. RefSeq names its product exportin, tRNA (nuclear export receptor for tRNAs) (gene xpot). The transcript is spliced from 25 exons. Gene Ontology annotation, biological process: tRNA re-export from nucleus. Gene Ontology annotation, molecular function: tRNA binding; small GTPase binding. The record is from RefSeq and is a predicted model, not a curated record. The coding region runs from base 178 to 3075 and encodes 965 amino acids. Lineage: Eukaryota; Metazoa; Chordata; Chondrichthyes; Orectolobiformes; Rhincodontidae. Gene Ontology annotation, cellular component: cytoplasm; nuclear pore; nuclear matrix.